Molecule: messenger RNA, 1822 nt
Organism: Arabidopsis lyrata subsp. lyrata
Lineage: Eukaryota; Viridiplantae; Streptophyta; Magnoliopsida; Brassicales; Brassicaceae
Product: histone-lysine N-methyltransferase ASHR3
Exons: 11
Coding region: 94-1587 (497 amino acids)
Biological process (GO): regulation of DNA-templated transcription
Cellular component (GO): chromatin; nucleus
Molecular function (GO): protein binding; histone H3K36 methyltransferase activity
Source: RefSeq, a predicted model, not a curated record
UUUUUCAUGUCUCUUCGCUUUUCGCCUACCAACAAAGACAAAAAGUAACUGUCUUCCUCUUACUCUUCCAUCUUAUGUACUUACGAGUUUCAGAUGUUAGAUCUGGGAAACAUGUCUUUGUCUGCAUCUGUGGCUCUCACUUGUUGCCCUUCUUUUCUUCCGGCGGCUUCAGGCCCGGAAUUAUCCAAAUCUAUCGAUUCCCCUGAAAAUAUAGCCGGAGACUGCAAUGGGAAGCAUUCACCGAUGAUUCCACCGGAGGAAGAGGUUAGAGACAUUAAAACUGCUAAUGGAGUCACUGCUUUUACCGGGAAACAGAAUCCGUCUGACAGAGUCAAGAAAGGGUUGAUUUUGGAAGAUCAUGUGAAGGAUUGGGUCAAGAGAAGAGUGGCUUCUGGUGUUUCAGAGACGAGAUGUUGCCUCCCUUUUCUUGUUGGUGCCAAGAAAAUGGUUGAUUGUCUUGUUUGCCAUAAGCCGGUGUACCCGGGGGAAGAAUUAUCGUGUUCUGUUCGUGGCUGUCAAGGCGCUUAUCACUCGCUUUGUGCGAAAGACAGUCUCGGUUUUUCUAAGUCAAGCAAAUUUAGAUGCCCUCAACAUGACUGUUUUGUCUGCAAGCAAAGAACACAAUGGCGGUGUGUUAAGUGUCCAAUGGCUGCUCAUGAUAAACAUUCUCCAUGGUCAAAAGAAAUACUUCACUUGAAAGACCAACCAGGAAGAGCAGUUUGUUGGAGGCAUCCAACUAAUUGGCGGCUAGACAAAAAGCAUGCAGUUGCGCAGAGUGAGAUGGAGGAGGUCUUUUGCCAGUUGCCUUUGCCAUAUGUGGAAGAGGAGUUUAAGAUUGACUUAACAUGGAAAGAUUCUGUUGUGAAAGAUGAUCUGCCUCCUUAUGUGCACAUCAGACGCAAUAUUUACUUUGUAAAGAAGAAGCGUGAUAAUGCUAAUGAUGGUGUUGGGUGCACAAAUUGUGGCCCUACUUGCUGUAGAAGCUGUGUUUGCAGGGUUCAAUGCAUAAGCUGUUCAAAAGGAUGCAGAUGUCCUGAAACUUGUGGAAACAGACCAUUCCGCAAAGAGAAGAAGAUCAGAAUUGUUAAGACUGAACAUUGCGGUUGGGGAGUAGAGGCAGCAGAAUCAAUCAACAAAGAGGACUUCAUUGUCGAAUACAUUGGUGAAGUGAUUAGUGAUGCUCAAUGUGAGCAAAGGCUUUGGGAUAUGAAACACAAAGGCAUGAAAGACUUUUACAUGUGUGAGAUUCAGAAAGACUUCACGAUUGAUGCCACCUUCAAAGGGAACGCCUCUCGGUUUCUAAAUCACAGUUGCAGCCCAAACUGUGUAUUGGAAAAGUGGCAAGUUGAAGGUGAGACCCGUGUAGGUGUCUUCGCAGCUCGUCAAAUAGAAGCAGGAGAGCCACUUACAUAUGACUAUAGAUUUGUGCAGUUUGGUCCUGAAGUAAAGUGCAAUUGUGGUUCUGAAAGCUGUCAAGGUUAUCUUGGGACAAAGAGGAAAGAGCCAAACUGUUUGGCUGUAUCUUGGGGAGCAAAACGCAGAAGAGUGUUUCACCGACCUUUAGCCCAUAAAUUGCAGCAAGAUUAGCUUCAACAAACCUUUGGAAUAUAUGUGAGCGGCGUGCUUUGAUACUUCUCUGUUGCAGUCUUGUAGUAAUAUUUGUGGAGUUUGUCUUUUGUAUCUUUAAUACCUUACGCACACAUUACAGUCUACAGUACAACAAUGAGCAAAAACUUGAUUCUUUAUGCAUUGAUGUUAUGUGGUUACAUAACAUUCGGUAUAACGUUUUGUAGAUUGUAUGUAGAUGAAGUUUAGAGGCUCA